UCUCCUCAAGGCAAUCGCGCUUUGGUACUGUACUCUCCCUGACGGGUCCCGCAAUGGCGGCCUUUGCGAUUCUGUUCUCAAUGUAUUUGUGGUCGCUCGUGGUGUCCCAGGACAACGAAGCCUGCGUAGGAGAGACGUGUGGUUUCAACGGCAACGGUGGGUCCCAGGAUGUGGCCUCCAUGGUCCAACUCAAUGCUGGCCAGGUCAAUGGCUGGGUUUUGGCAGAUGCAGGCAAAAGCUGCAAUGACAAGUGCCAAAACGGUUGCAAUCUACCACUGAUGAAAACUCUUACCACUCAAAUUCUGCAAUUUCUGGCUGCAUGGAACGGAGGUGUUAUAGCGGGUGGAGGCAGUGGCUGCAAUAGCGAGUCUUCACAGGCAGAUGCAGGCUUGCCUGCGCUCAACAUUCAAAGUGCUACUUUUGGUAUUGACAUAGAGUGCUUGAUGACCUCAAAUCCGGAGCUCAUGACGUGCACUGCACUUCCUCCUUCUGGCCAACGGGUUUGCGCCUGUCUCGCGACUCCCCCAAAUGAUGGAACGACUCCUCCAAAUGAUGGAACUGUUGGGGGUGAUCCCCACGUCCACAGCUUGCGGGGAGCCCAUUACACCCUGCUGCAGGAAGGCGUUUUUGUCGCCUGGAAUUUCUCCAAGGCUGUGCCGGCGUCAGGUGCAGCUCGUCCUGCAGCUCGUGGGUGGCAGCUCCUGGCGGCCUAUGCGGGCAAGCGCUUCGUUACCCAAGGCCUGCUGCUCUUGGAUCCCCACUCCGGGCAGUCCAUGGAGAUCACCGCAGAAGACUGCUCUUGGCGCGUGAAGGAGAAAUCCCAAUGGCGCAAGGCGCAGGCGGAGCUGCUAUCAGCAGAAGACGGGACCACCAGCCUCCAAGUGAAGAAGCUACACGAGAAACUCGGUGAAACCAAGAUGCUGAGGUCUGCAAUCCUGUUGCAGAUGGAGUCCGGUUCCCACAUGAAAAAGAUCGCGAAGCUUGUGGUCCAUUGCAGGCCACAGAAUCACCUGGACUUCAAGAUGACGAUGUUCCAGAAGAGCGACAUGGACCAUGUGGGUGGCGAACUUGGAGUCGCUCCGGAUGCAAACCACAGCUACCACUUCUUGUUCAGCAAGCAAGGAAUGAUGCAGAUGAGGGCAGACCAAGAGUUCAAGGCUCCUGGAUCGUGGGCCACUUUGGGUGGCAGUGAAGCUGGAGCCGCAUACUUGGAGAAGGAACACCAAACAGCACUGGCGCAGUUGGGGGUGCAGUUGGGCUGCAGUGAUACUCAGCAGGAAGAUGCCAGAGCGAUUUGUUCCAAGCAUCUCCAGGAAACGACUCACCCAGACAUGUACGCGGAUUGUGUGUUUGACAUCUGCCAUGGAGCUGAUGAAUCUUUCGCCCAAAGUGCGGCAGCAUUGCUGGAGCUUGAGGAAUCCAGCGCCUGAGACUAUAUCCUGUACAAACAGUUUAAGCUGACGCAAA
Cladocopium goreaui is the source of this 1467-nucleotide messenger RNA. Lineage: Eukaryota; Dinophyceae; Suessiales; Symbiodiniaceae. The record is from the annotation of a GenBank genome assembly.